Messenger RNA from Pteropus alecto (black flying fox), 3757 nucleotides. It is a transcript of the gene KCNJ13, whose product is annotated as potassium voltage-gated channel subfamily J member 13. Gene Ontology annotation, molecular function: inward rectifier potassium channel activity. The coding region runs from base 912 to 1994 and encodes 360 amino acids. The transcript is spliced from 2 exons. The record is from RefSeq and is a predicted model, not a curated record. Gene Ontology annotation, biological process: regulation of monoatomic ion transmembrane transport; potassium ion import across plasma membrane. Gene Ontology annotation, cellular component: plasma membrane. NCBI's taxonomy places the organism in Eukaryota, Metazoa, Chordata, Mammalia, Chiroptera, Pteropodidae.
CACUGAAGAAAACUGUUUACACUGAAAACUAAUUAUUCUAUUUAUCUUUUAAAAUUGCCUUUGAUGUCUUUGCGAUUAUUUUAAUUCAUUUAAACUCGAAGCUUUCUCUUCUGGUUUAUUCUCGAAGCAAUAUUAUCUAGGAAUCUCUACCUAGAAUUUCUUAUUUUGCCAAGAAAAUAAUUCCCUCUCUACCCCACAAUCUAAUCAGCACCCAGAAUAUUCAAAAAGGGCAGCAAUCCAUCAGCCAGGGAAGAAAAGACUCCAUGCAAAUGGCCGUCAAGUGACAAAAACAAAACCUAAUCGUAAAACUUUCAAUAGGCUAACUAUAAAGCAUAUAUAGGAACUACAGGUCUCUAAAAGCUUAGUCUUCUCCUAGCACUAAGUUUGGCUUCAAAACAUCUGCAGACACUUUCAAAUGGUUUCUAUUUAUUUACACAGAGGAACAUGUAUAUUUAACAUUCCUUUUAAUUAUGAGUUAGUCAUAAUUAUACAUUAAAUAAUUAUGAAAAGUUUUUAUUUACACAUAAUAUUUAGUCAAAUCAAUAAAUACUUGAUACCCGGACUGUCAAGAAAUAUAUAGGGGUGUCAAUAAGCCAUGACCAUAAUCUCCAACCCUCAGGGAUUUUUUAAAUAUAUGGAAAUGUUAAAAUGCCAAACAAUAUUUUAACAGUCAUUCUGGGAAAAAUAAGAGACAUCCUAAAGCAACUCACAGUUAACUUUCAAAUGAAUGACUUAGUAAAGGCCGCCUUAUGUGAAGAAGCAACUGUGAGACUGGGAAAGCCUGCCUGAUAGUCAAGAAAGCAUUCCAAAGAAAUUAAAGAGUGAAUGAGGUCUCAGAAUUUAUUACUAUUAACUGUAAAACAGUUAAAGGCUUACUGAUUUACUCUUAUUUCAGAGAUUUACAGCGUGAGAUGGAUGGCAGUAAUUGCAAAGUUAUUGCUCCUCUCCUAACUCAGAGAUACCGGAGGAUGGUCACCAAGGAUGGCCACAGCACACUUCAAAUGGAUGGCGCUCAAAGAGGUCUUGUAUAUCUUCGAGAUGCUUGGGGAAUCCUAAUGGACAUGCGCUGGCGCUGGAUGAUGUUGGUCUUUUCUGCUUCUUUUGUUGUCCACUGGCUUGUCUUUGCAGUGCUCUGGUAUGUGCUAGCUGAGAUGAAUGGUGACCUGGAACUAGAUCAUGAUGCCCCACCUGAAAACCACACUAUCUGUGUCAAGUACAUCACCAGUUUCACAGCUGCAUUUUCCUUCUCCCUGGAGACACAACUCACAAUUGGUUACGGUACCAUGUUCCCCAGUGGUGACUGUCCAAGUGCAAUUGCCCUUCUUGCCAUACAAAUGCUGCUAGGCCUCAUGCUAGAGGCUUUUAUCACAGGCGCCUUUGUGGCGAAGAUUGCUCGGCCAAAAAAUCGCGCGUUCUCCAUUCGCUUCACUGAAUUAGCCGUAGUAGCUCACGUAGAUGGCAAACCUAACCUUAUAUUCCAAGUGGCCAACACUCGACCUAGCCCUCUAACCAGUGUUCGGGUCUCGGCUAUACUCUAUCAGGAAAGAGAAAACGGCGAACUCUACCAGACCAGUGUAGACUUCCACCUUGAUGGCAUCAGUUCUGAGGAAUGUCCGUUCUUUAUCUUUCCACUAACCUACUACCACUCCAUUAUACCAUCGAGCCCUCUGGCUACUCUGCUCCAGCAUGAAAAUCCUCCCCACUUUGAAUUAGUUGUGUUCCUUUCAGCAAUGCAGGAAGGCACUGGAGAAAUAUGCCAGAGGAGGACAUCCUACCUACCCUCGGAGAUCAUGUUACAUCACUGUUUUGCAUCUCUGUUGACCCGAGGUUCCAAAGGAGAAUAUCAAAUCAAGAUGGAGAAUUUUGACAAAACUGUUCCUGAACUUCCAAAUCCUCUGGUCUCUAAGAGCCCAAACAGGACUGACCUCGACAUCCGUAUCAAUGGACAAAGCAUGGACAAUUUUCAGAUCUCUGAAACAGGACUGACAGAAUAAGACGUAUCCAUAGUACCCUACUUUUUAAUGUAUUAAAUAUACCCAGCCAGUUAUGCAGCUACUUUUCCUUCAUCAUAUCUCAUGGUUUCGUUUUUUUUCAAUGCUGAUCACAUCUCUGAUUACAUCACGGUCAUCAAGCCUAUGCCCAUAAAAAAUGGCUGAGCUAGCAACAAACAUUCUGGAAAUGUAAUAUUCUGCUUUUCCAAGUUUGUAUCGGUGGUUAUCUGCUGAAAUCAACACAUCGCGACAUGAUAGAUAUUUAUACAGAAAUGUUGUUGGUGAAUUUAUAAGGAUGUGGCAUGAUACCAAUGAGGACGUUAAAAUGGACAGUGAAGUUUAAUACCGCUGAACUCUAAGAAAAUCAACCAUAAACCACUCAUUUCCAUCUGCAAGUUGAAGCAGCAGUCUAGUUUCAAACCUAGCUCCCUGGGUAGAAAGAUGAUUUCACAAUAUUUAGUUGACCACCCUUUUAAAACUGUUAUUUUUUCAAGACGACAAAGACCAUUCCUCUGGUUCUUUACGCUACAAAACUGGGGUAAGUAUUACCCCCUUAAUUUUUAACAGCUAAGAACAAAAAUUCACAAGAAAAACAGCAAAGUAUAGGUCUACGCAUAACUCCAAAAGCAUUUGAGCAUGACACCCAAAUACAUAUUCAUUUAUUUGUGGCAGAAAGUGAUCAGAGAAAACCAGAUAAGCUCUAGCUCAAGUGGAACCUGUGGUGGUAUUUUUGGUGAGAUACAAAAUUAUAUCUAUAUUAAAGCUGCCCUGCAUAAUAAUCAAAUAGUGAUUUAAAAAUUAUAAUCAACUACUCCUCUAAAUGGCUUACAACCUAAGUAAAAACAUUCCCUUCAUACCUAUGAUGCAUUCAAUAGCAUAAAAAACCAUGACAGCUCUGAGUAACUCGUAAAUGCAAAUAUAUUUAAGUUUUUUAUAGAUAUAAAAGAUUUAGACAUAAUUCAACUAGGAAAAAAUCUCCAAUAGAUAAAGCAAAAAAAUAAUUAGGCAAUGAACUAUUUUCAAACCCAAAUUCCUGUUUCCAACUUCAAAUAGCUUUUUCUAUAAACACAAAAUGAGUGUUUAUUCACCAGUAGGAGGUUGGACUAGAUGAAUCUAUUCUUUCUCUCCAAAUCCAAUACCCCAUGAAAAUUAUACUUUCUCUGCUUCAUUUUUUAUUUUAUACAUACUAAGAUGAAUCCUUUCCCUUACCUCCAAUUUAAGACAAUCCUUUCUAUACUUUUCAUUUCAAUAAAGGUAUCAAACUAUCCUCAAACAAAACAAGAACCAAAUAAGUUACCCUACGAAAUUUCAAAUAGAUGUGUGGCUGCUCUUUUCUUCUGAAAUUUCCCUUAUUCAGGUUUCUGUGUGAAAAGUGAAAGAUUAACCCUCCCCACUGGUGAUGACCCAUGCAGGAAUCAUCUCUGAAAUAAAUACUAGUUCGGUAAAGGCAAGCAGUUGUGAAGAGCAGGGCACAGCAGCAAGUCACAUUUUUCUACUCUUUGAACAAAAGGAAAAGAAAUUAUGAAGAACUCUGGAGCAGCCUAAGAGUGAUAAUAGAAGAAUAUCAAGGAUGCAGAAACUUAAUCACUGUGAACUUUUGCUGUUUGAAAAUCUUAGGCAUUCUUAAUUUAAGUACUAGCCAGACCAAAAGAUCUUUUCCAACCCAAGACUGUUGUAACUCAUAUAGACAACAGUAAUUCUUAUUUCUAGAAUAAAGUAACAAGAUUCACCUAACCUGUGAAAAUAAAAGUUCUAUCAAAGAUUUA